Molecule: messenger RNA, 3122 nt
Organism: Vitis riparia (riverbank grape)
Lineage: Eukaryota; Viridiplantae; Streptophyta; Magnoliopsida; Vitales; Vitaceae
Product: mechanosensitive ion channel protein 10-like
Exons: 6
Coding region: 400-2718 (772 amino acids)
Biological process (GO): transmembrane transport; monoatomic anion transport; detection of mechanical stimulus
Cellular component (GO): plasma membrane
Molecular function (GO): mechanosensitive monoatomic ion channel activity
Source: RefSeq, a predicted model, not a curated record
UUCUCUACUGUGUUUGGUUGGCGAGAAAAUGAACAAGUUACUAUCUUAUUCAAAAGGUUGUACACAGGGGGCCGUUCUAACUUCAAGAUCCUUAAUUUGUUUUUUCUUUCGUGGAAUCUUCCGUAAAAGCAAACAGUGAAUUUGCGCGGGCUUUUGAAUCUCUCGAUUAUAAUUCGCUGCUUUCCACUGUUUGUCUUUUUGUGUGAUCAUUGGCGGGAAUCCGACAGAAAUAAAAUAUUUAUCUUGAUUGUGGUUUGACUCGUUUGAGAGCUCGGGAAAUAUAAAUGGAAGCUGGGGAUCGGGUCGCUGGUUAAGGUGUAUUGUGUAAUUUUCGAAAAUCCCUUUUUUAUUUUCCCACGUUUUCUCAGGAACCAAACAUAGCGAACGCAAAAAGCUUUCAUGGAAAGUGGAAGAGAGGCGGCACGCAAGACAGGUAGCAAUGAAAAUGAAGUCGUGGUUACGAUUUCGAGUAGUGAGGAAAGCACAGAUGCUAAAGCUUCUGCGGCAACCGAAGAUGGCUUCAAAUCGUUUUCUAAAGAUUCGCAAGCUUCGAUUGAGAUGGAGAGGCUCAAAUCCAGAGUCCAAGUGACCCCAAAGACCACCCCAUCUUCUCCGGACACGCCCAGAAGUCCGAGCGCGAGCAAGCCCCCAAAAGUCCCCACGGAGUCGGUGGUUCGACGGCGGUCCCUGGGGAGGUCGGCAUAUUCGAUACCCAAAUCGAGAUUGCUGGAGCCUUCAUGUCCUAUUGAAACUUCUGUUGAAGAGAAUACCCGGUUGUUGCCUUCGAGUUCGCUUAAAACUAACCGUGCUUCUCCAAUUCAUAGCUCAACUGCUACUACUCCUAGAGACAAUGUGAAAACAGCUCCGGUGACUCCACAAACACCCGGUGGAGAGGACGAAGAAGAAGAAGAAGACGAGGAGGUUUAUAAGACAUCGUAUUUUCCAGAAACGGAAAAGAAAAGUAAGAAAUUGAGGUUUGUAGUUUGGAUUGAGUGGGUAGCGUUUGUGUGUAUUAUGGGGUGCUUGAUUGCUAGCUUAACUAUAGAUAGAUUGCUGCAUACUAUGAUUUGGAGUUUGGAAAUUUGGAAAUGGUCUGUGCUGGUAUUGGUGAUAUUCUGUGGGAGAGUGGUCACAGAACGGUGUAUUAAUAUCGUAGUCUUCAUGAUUGAAAAGAAUUACUUGUUUAGACAGAAGGUUUUGUACUUUGUUUUUGGGUUGAAGAAGAGUGUGCUGGUCUUCAUUUGGUUGGGUUUGAUUCUUCUAGCUUGGGGCCUAUUGAUCGACAGUGGGGUGAAGCGAUCAAGGAAGACCACCAGGAUUCUGAAUUAUGUGACGAGAGCCCUUGCUUCUUGUCUUGUUGGGGCUGUUCUAUGGCUGGCAAAGGCCCUGUUGAUAAAGAUACUUGCUUCUUCUUUCCAUGUCACAAGAUUCUUUGACCGGAUUCAAGAAUCCCUAUUUCAUCAGUAUGUUCUCCAGACCCUUUCAAAGCCUCCUUCCAUGGAGACUACAGAAAUGGUUGGGAGAGGAAAUAGCGCUCAGUUGAGUUUCAGGAGUGAGAUGAAACAAAAAGGAGGGAAGAAAGAAGAGGUUGUUGAUGUAGGGAAGCUUUAUAAAAUAGACCAAGAGAAGGUUUCUGCUUGGACCAUGAAAGGUUUGAUUGACGUGAUAAGGGGUUCCAGGUUGACUACAAUAUCGAAUGUGCUUGAUGACAGUGUUGAUGAUGAGGGAGGCGAACAUAAAGAUAAGGAGAUUGCUAAUGAGUGGGAAGCAAGGACUACAGCUGUUCAGAUUUUUGAGAAUGUAGCCAAGAGUGAUCCCAAAUAUAUCCACGAGAAGGACCUCUGGUGCUUCAUGAAAAAGCAGGACGUAGAUAAUUUGCUUCCAUUAUUUGAAGGAGCAUCAGAAACUCGAAAGAUUAAGAGAUUCUCUUUUAAGAAGUGGGUGGUGAAGGUCUACAGUGAACGCAAAUCACUGGCACUUUCUUUAAAUGAUGCUAAAACAGCCAUAGAGGAACUGAAUAAAAUUACUUCAGGGGUUACUCUUAUUGUUAUCAUCAUUGUGUGGUUACUCUUGAUGGGAUUAGUGACGACCAAAGUACUCAUCCUCAUUUCAUCGCAGCUUUUACUCGCAGCGUUUAUGUUUGGCAACACCUGCAAGACUGUAUUUGAAGCCAUGAUAUUUGUAUUUGUGAUGCACCCAUUUGAUGUUGGUGAUCGUUGUGUCAUCGAUGGAGUGCAGAUGACUGUUGAAGAGGUGAACAUUUUGACGACAAUCUUCCUGAGAUAUGACAAUGAAAAGAUAUUCUAUCCAAAUUCUGUUUUGGCUACCAAACCCAUCAGCAACUUUUACAGGAGCCCGGAAAUGGGGGGUGACUCUGUGGAGUUUGCUGUUGAUUUUUCCACUUCAAUGGAGACCAUCGCUGCUCUUAAAGAUGGAAUAAAAACGUACUUGGAGAGCAAGCCUCAACACUGGCGUCCUGUCCACAGUGUGUUGGUGAAGGAUAUUGUUCAUGUGAACCAGAUGAAUAUGGCUCUUUAUGUCAACCACACCAUAAACUUUCAGAACUAUGGGGACAAGAGCAGCCGCAGAUCUGAACUAGUUAUAGAGCUGAAGAAAAUAUUUGAAGAGCUUAAUAUUAAAUAUCAUCUGCUGCCUCAGGAAGUUCACCUAAGAAGUGUUGACUCAGCACCGCCACUAUUUCCAACUACAAUGCGCUGACAGUCACUCUUCUUUGAGCCGGGAUUCUGUAUUCUGCUGCAAAACAGGAACAUUGUGGUCGAUGCAGGAGCGGAGAUCGAUCUAGCAGGAAACAAUGUAGUCUCAAGGUAGAUUAUUGAAACUGCAGUUUUAGUUCUGAUUUUGAAUAAAAAUAUUAUGUUUAUGUGGAAAUGAAGCAUGGAGAUUAGUAAGAGUGAGUGUCAUUUGAGACUCUUGGUUCCGAUGAUCAACAAUCGACUUUUAUGAACUUUUUCCAUUAAAGAGGAAAGAAGAUAUCAGGUCACUUCAUCGAAUGGAAGAAGAGAAAGCAAAGAUGAAGCUUCCAUCAGAUAAGGUAUCUCAUUGUGGUAGUUAAAUACCUUCAAGUUGUUAAAUAAUCAUUUCUCACCAAGUUUCUAAUUUUA